AUGCUCGUGAUGGGACUACCGUGGCUGGUAACGUUGGAACUUGUCCUGUACGCGGGGUGUUUCAUCUGCGGGAUAAUAGCUGCGGCCUCAGUGACUAUCACUCAGGGUCACUUUGCUGGACAGUGCAUCCUCUAUGGCAGUAUCCACUACAACACUUCAAGCCAUUUCUUAACAGUAGAAAUCUCCAGUUCUCCCUCACUCUGCUAUUUUGUGUCAGCCAUCUCAGUGUGUGUGGCCAUUUACUGCUUCUCCCUCAUUUUCUUCUGGAUCUAUGCAGGCUGUGUGGAUGAAGAAGUGAAAAGGGGGAGAAUGUGGCUGAAUGUAUCUUUAGGGAUGUGCGGACUCCUUAUGUUUUUACUCUUGGUGUCAGGGUGUAUUGUCAGAAUUGGCAGAGACAGCCUGUGUCUCUCUGCUCUCCACAAUGUUCCCUCUAUAAGCAGUUGUGAAGACGCACAGAAUGAGACAUGGGCCAGUCCCUAUACCGGGAAUGAGUUUUACUCAGGACUGCACAGCUCUGAGAGGUCUGUGUGGGUGAGCAUCUUCUUCUGGCUGCUGAUCAUGGCUGUGGUGAUGGUGCAGAGACGCCAGGUUGUGGGGGAGAACACCAUGUGGAGCCAUGCUGAGACUGAGCCCUUCUUCCGUCGUCCAGCCCGCAACCUGUGACCCUCCCAUGCCCAUUACUACAUCAUGUGCCAUAGUUAUUAAGGACUGACUUGAAACUUGAAACUUGGCUAGUUGAGAGGUCCAUCAGAUCAGUGAAGUGGCAGUUUCUAUAGUUACUCCCUUCAUCUGAAUAUAAGGUACAGAUUUUCUGGAA
This is a messenger RNA of Electrophorus electricus (electric eel), 817 nucleotides long. It is a transcript of the gene tmem179bb, whose product is annotated as transmembrane protein 179Bb. The record is from RefSeq and is a predicted model, not a curated record. NCBI's taxonomy places the organism in Eukaryota, Metazoa, Chordata, Actinopteri, Gymnotiformes, Gymnotidae.